UAUCAAGAAAAUUACAUUUGCAUUUAAUAAUUUUCUUGAAAAAUGGUGCCUGGAAAGCUUAAAAGGAAGGUAAUUGAAGAGAAAAGUGCUUCAGAUGAUAAAGAAAUUGAAAAGAAGCCCGAGGAAUCUGAAGAAGAUGAGGAUUAUGGCUCAGAUGAGGAUCUUUUAGUCGAAAUUAAUAAUGAGGAACAAGAACAGGAUGGAAGUGAUGAUAAUAGCGACGCAGAAAGUGACAAUUCUGAUGAUAUUUUAAGUUUUGAAAGUUUCGAUAGCGAACAAGAAGGAAGUGAGAAUUUACAGGAAGUAAGUUCAGAAAUCGAUGCGGAACAGACAUCAUCAGAUGAGUAUGAAGAGCAAGAGGAAUUUAUUGACAAAGAAAAGGCAAAAUUGGAAGAACAAAAGCGAUUAACUGAAUUAAAGGCAUUUCGUAAAAAGGAAAGAGUCGAACAGAAAAAAGCUAGUGAAUUAAUUAAGGAACAAUUAAGACAACCAAACGAUGAGACCUUAAUAAGUGCAAAAACUGAUCGUCCAACAACAUCCAAUGAUACUGAUGAAAAUGGCAAGAAAUUCAUAGAAUAUGAAGACGAUGGAGAUACUUCUGACGAAGAAGACAUAAGAAAUACAGUUGGCAACAUCCCAUUACAUUGGUAUGACGAUUAUAAGCAUAUUGGAUAUGAUUGGGAAGGCAAAAAAAUUAUUAAACCUCCAGUUCAAGAUCAACUUGAUACAUUCUUGAAGAAAAUGGAAGAUCCAGACUUUUGGAGAACUGUAAAAGAUCCACAAACUGGACAGGAUGUUGUUUUAACAGAUGAAGAUAUUCAAAUUAUUAAACAAAUUAAGAAUCAAAAGAAUCCAAAUGUGAAUUUUGAUUCUUAUGAGCCUUGGAUUGAAUGGUUUACUUCAGAAGUUGAGAAAAUGCCAAUUAGAAGCAUCCCAGACAGCAAACAAUCGUUUUUACCAUCAAAAACUGAACGUAAGCAAGUUGGACGAAUUGUUCAUUCAUUAAAAAUGGGCUGGAAAAAGACAAAAGCCGAACAGGAUAAAAUAGAAGCUGAGAAAAAGAUACCAAAAUUCUUUAUGCUUUGGGAUUCAGAUACAGGACGUGAUAAAAUGCGUCGUAUUCAUGAUCAUGUUACAGCACCAAAAAGAGCUUUGCCUGGACAUGCUGAAUCUUAUAAUCCACCACCGGAAUAUCUCUUUAAUGACAAAGAAAAGCAAGAAUGGGAAGAUUUAAAGGAUGAACCAUAUAAACGAAAGCUUCAUUAUGUCCCACAAAAAUACAAGAGUUUGCGUCAUGUUCCAUAUUAUCAAAAUUAUAUUCGUGAAAGAUUUAUUCGUUGCUUAGAUCUUUACUUGUGUCCAAGAGCUAAACGUAUGAAGGCUACAGUCCAACCUGAAGAUUUGAUCCCAAAAUUGCCCUCAUCAAAAGAUCUUCAGCCAUUCCCAACGACUCAAAGUAUGGUUUACACUGGACAUACAGAUAUAGUAAGAACAAUGAGUAUGGAACCAAUGGGACAAUAUUUUGUCUCUGGAUCAGACGAUCAUACAAUUAAGAUUUGGGAAGUUGCAACUGGACGUUGCAUUAAAACAAUUAAUACAAAAGGAGUUGUUCGUUCGGUUGCUUGGUGUCCAAAUCCAAAGAUUUCUCUUAUUGCUGUUGCAUCUGACAAACGAUGCUUACUUAUUAAUCCUCAUGUUGGUGACAUUAAAUUGAUUGCAAAGAAAACUGAUGAUAUUUUAAGUGACGCACCAGUUAUUGAGGAAAUUGAGAAUGAAAGAAUCAAAACAGCCGUUCAAUGGAGCUCAGAAAUUGAUGCUAAUGACUAUAAAGAUGGUGUGAGAAUUAUAAUUAAUCAUUUCCAAGAAGUUUCACAAGUAACAUGGCAUGGAAAAGGCGAUUAUUUCGCUACAGUUAUGCCAAAUGGUUUAAGUCGUGCAGUUCUUGUUCAUCAAUUGUCUAAGCGUCGCUCACAAACAUCAUUUUCAAAGUCUCAUGGAAUGGUUCAGUGUGUUCUGUUUCAUCCAAUCAAGCCAUGUCUUUUUGUUGCAUCACAACAGCACAUUAGAAUUUAUGAUUUAGUCAAGCAAGAAAUGAUUAAGAAAUUAUUACCAUCAUGUAAGUGGAUAGCUAAAAUUGCAAUCCAUCCAAAAGGUGACAAUUUGCUGGUAUCAACUUAUGACAAGAAAGUUAUGUGGUUUGACUUGGAUUUGUCAACAAAACCUUAUCAGACAUUAAAGUUACAUCAAUCUGCUGUUCGUGGUGUUGCAUACCAUUCAAGAUAUCCAAUGUUUGCUAGUGGAAGUGACGAUCGAGGUGUCAUUGUGUGUCAUGGAAUGGUCUACAAUGACUUGCUUCAGAAUGCAUUGAUUGUACCUUUGAAACGCUUAGAAUUUCACGAAAAAGUCAGCGAUUACGGAAUUUUUGAAGUCUUGUUCCACUCAACACAGCCUUGGCUGCUUUCUUCAGGCUCAGACUAUACUAUUCGAUUGUACACUUGAAUGUUAUUAUAUCUUAUAUUAUUUUUGCGUCAGCGAUGCAAAUUAUUUUUGAUGAAAUAAAAUUAAUCUAAGGAUUGUUCAGCUAUUCAA
Messenger RNA from Chironomus riparius, 2589 nucleotides. Lineage: Eukaryota; Metazoa; Arthropoda; Insecta; Diptera; Chironomidae. The record is from the annotation of a GenBank genome assembly.